Panicum virgatum (switchgrass) is the source of this 794-nucleotide messenger RNA. RefSeq names its product mitochondrial import inner membrane translocase subunit PAM16 like 2-like. The record is from RefSeq and is a predicted model, not a curated record. The transcript is spliced from 4 exons. Lineage: Eukaryota; Viridiplantae; Streptophyta; Magnoliopsida; Poales; Poaceae. Gene Ontology annotation, biological process: protein import into mitochondrial matrix. Gene Ontology annotation, cellular component: TIM23 mitochondrial import inner membrane translocase complex. The coding region runs from base 250 to 591 and encodes 113 amino acids.
CCAAACCGGAUAGGAUACCGACACAGAACCAAGCAAGAAGAGGGAGCCGCCGCUACUUCUCUCCUCCGAUCAAAUCAGAGCGACCCCGUAGCCGUCCGGCGGCGUGCCCUCCUCGCGAUUCGCCGCCGUCCGCCCCCCCCCCCACCCCCACCGCGAGCGCCUGCUCCGAAGUCGCGCUAGCCCCUAGGGUUCCUUCGCUGCCGCCGCGCCGCUGUCACAGGAGGAGGAGGAGGAGGGGAAUACAUCGCCAUGGCGGGUAGGCUUCUCGCGAAUCUGAUCGUCGUUGGCGGAACCGUUUUGGGCAGGGCCGUGCUCCAGGCCUACCGACAAGCUAUCGUCAAUGCGAACAAAAAUGGAGCUGCCCAAGAAGCUAUAAAUGGUAUUAGACGUGCUAGCAAGGCCAUGACUGAGCAAGAAGCCCGGCAGAUACUUGGUAUCAGUGAAAAAUCGACUUGGGAGGAGAUUAUUCAGAAGUAUGACACGAUGUUUGAGAGGAAUGCGAAGAACGGAAGCUUCUAUCUCCAAUCAAAGGUUCAUCGUGCAAAAGAAUGCCUGGAACCUUUGUAUCAAAAGGCUGAUAUACCAAACUGAGACUGUGUAGACGCCUAGCAUCCGUAUGAAGCACUAUGCUUAACUGAUGAAUUAGAGAUGAUGAUUCUGUUUCGAGUUAUGUUGGUUGCGUCAGGUUGAUUGGUUGUAUCGGGACGCAGCUUUGCUGGACUCAGAAUAAUGUUUAACAAAGAUACGAUAUUCUUUUUUCUUUUUUUGAAAUAAAGGAUUAUAUCUUUUAGAUA